GAUGGCCAUCAAGUGAAGUAACGAAUCUAGACGGGCGUGACUGGGACGCGACGCACCUGAUUAUAACCCUACCACCUUCCGAUGGCUUCGGCAGUCUGGAGCAGAGCAUCCUCGAUCGUCUCCUCCUCCUCCGUCAUCUCCUCCGCCACCGUCCGCCGACGCUUUCCCCUGGUCGGCGCAUUCUGCGUCCUCACCUUCGGCCUCUCCAACCUCUCCUAUUCUCUCCUCAAGACGGGCUGCGCUCAGUCUCUCCCCUUUGCUCCGCUCUUAAGAUCGAAGUUCGGAGGACGUUCAGCAGGCAGCAGGACUUUCCGCUCCGCGAGAAUGGAAGCCGGUGGUAACACUGUGCCGAGCAUUGUCGUCUACGUCACUGUUCCAAACAAGGAAGCAGGGAAGAAGUUGGCUGAGAGUAUAGUCCGAGAAAAACUUGCAGCAUGUGUGAAUCGAGUACCAGGUAUUGAAUCAGUUUAUCAGUGGGAAGGAGAGGUGCAGACAGACUCCGAGGAAUUGCUGAUAAUCAAGACGAGGCAAUCUCUGCUAGAAGCUCUCACUGAGCACGUCAAGGCCAACCAUGAAUACGACGUUCCAGAAGUCAUAGCUUUGCCUAUUCUUGGGGGCAGCGUCCAGUACCUGGAAUGGAUUAAGAACAGCACCAGGGAUUGAGGUAAUUUCUGUAAGAAAACCUGGUUUCGGAAUCAUGUACUUAGUACAAAAACCAUCGCUGCCGUUUCCAUGUGCCGACCCUGUUAGUUUGGCAUCUCAUGGUUUCUGUGAGCUUGAAUAAAGAUGGUUGGUUCACUUCUGUAAGUUGGUAUAUAAGAAUGAAUACUGCUGGUCAACUGUUUCUUCGGUUUCCUCUUC
This is a messenger RNA of Punica granatum (pomegranate), 861 nucleotides long. The record is from RefSeq and is a predicted model, not a curated record. NCBI's taxonomy places the organism in Eukaryota, Viridiplantae, Streptophyta, Magnoliopsida, Myrtales, Lythraceae.